Molecule: messenger RNA, 941 nt
Organism: Tuber aestivum (summer truffle)
Lineage: Eukaryota; Fungi; Ascomycota; Pezizomycetes; Pezizales; Tuberaceae
Source: the annotation of a GenBank genome assembly
AUGUUCAUCCUAGUAACGUCCCCCCUCUCCUUCAUGAAAAAACAAAAAAAAAAAAAAACCCAAAUUAAUCCCACCUUCCCCAACUUCCAACAGUCCAAAUUCACCGACCUCCUCCACCUCCCCCCGCCAACCUUCGCCCAUCCAACAGCGACAGCGCUGGAGGACAGAAUAAACGAGAAAUACGCCAACAAGGUAGUGCACAACGUGGGCCUCUGCAUAUCCCUCUACGACCUGUCCAAGGUCUCGGAGGGCAUGAUCGGCCAGGACGGGGGCGCCCACGUGAACGUUGAAUUCCGCAUGAUCGUGUUCCGCCCCUUCAAGGGUGAGGUGCUCACGGGUCGGAUCAGCUCCGCCACGGCUGCGGGGGUCAAGGUUCGCACGGACUUUUUCGACGAGGUGUUCGUGCCGGCUACCGGGCUGUUUGAGGGCAGUAGGUUGUACGUAUGAUGAUAUCGCUUUCUCCUUCCCGCUCCUUUCGCUUGGUGGGUGAGGAGGGGGUGGCUGAUUUGGGUUUCUUUCGGUGUGGCGGUGAGUGAGUGAAUAGUGAUGGUAAGGAGCAGGUUUGGAUAUGGCAUAAUGAUGAUCAGGACUUUUAUAUGGAUAAGAACGAGGUUAUCAGGUUUAGGGUUGAGGGUGAGAUUUUUGUGGAUCAGUUGCCCGUGCCGCCGCAUUUGAAGGGGGAGGAGUCGAGUUUGCAUAAUAAGCCGCCGUAUGCUAUUACGGUGGGAUUUCCUCUUUUAUCUUCUUGUGCUUGCGGCUGUGGGCUAAUCGCGUGUUUUUUCUAGGCCUCCUGCCAGCAGGCGGGAUUGGGACUGGUGUCUUGGUGGGUUGAGGAGGAUGGGGAGGAAGGCGAGUGAUUGCUGAGACUUUUUGAACAAUUUAAUAACCCUUCCCUUCCUUCUUGGUAUACAUACUAUAAUACGAGUAUAAGUCGCCCAGCG